Mya arenaria is the source of this 5257-nucleotide messenger RNA. RefSeq names its product receptor-type tyrosine-protein phosphatase alpha-like. NCBI's taxonomy places the organism in Eukaryota, Metazoa, Mollusca, Bivalvia, Myida, Myidae. The coding region runs from base 300 to 3839 and encodes 1179 amino acids. The record is from RefSeq and is a predicted model, not a curated record. The transcript has 22 exons. Gene Ontology annotation, molecular function: protein tyrosine phosphatase activity. Gene Ontology annotation, biological process: protein dephosphorylation.
UGAUAUGACUGUCGUGUCUGUGUGUAAUUAUGAUUUAGACUGCGUUCCUCUUUACUGGGAUUUACAUUAAUGCAAAUAUUAAGUUAUUAGCCAAACGAUGUUAAACCAGUAGUGUAAUAAAUGAAUGAACACAUUUAAUUAUCAGUUUUUAAUUGACGUUUUAAUCAUAGAUCGGUGUAUAACAUAGUUUAAACCUAAAACGUUUAACAGUCUUUGCACACACACCUUCUAAUGCAAUACCUGGAAUAUGGUGUUAUAUGGAUUACAUUCACUAUUAAAGAAAACGCAGCCAAAACAGGAUGAUAUUUCGAAUAUUCGCUCUUCUUUGCGUCGCUCAAUCAUGUUUAGCAGUGACGGUGAUAAUCAACGAGAUUGAGGUGGACUGCAGUGGACAUUGUGCUUGCUGUGAAGGAGGAGAGGAUGAAUGUGAAUAUAGCAAUGGACAAGCUGAUUAUUGUAUUAAAGGCUGUGUGAACACAAUAUAUGGACACAGAUGCAAAAACUCAUGUUCUGUCAACUGUUUUACUUGCGAAAGAAAUUCAGGCAGGCCGUGUAUCACUUGCAAGGACUCGUUUUACGAUAUAAAUAGUGAUUGUAGCAAGAGUUGUCCUCUUGGGUGUGAUGGUCCUUGUAAUAAUGACGGAACAUGUAUUACAUGUAUAUCCAACUUUGAAGGAGCUAGAUGCGAUGCAUGCAUACAAGGGAAAUACGGUGAAGAUUGUUCUAUGAACUGCCAUUAUCAGAACUGCCAUUGUACAGAAUUGAAUGGAUGUGAUUUAUGUAAAACAGGAUUUGAUGGUGAUUUUUGCAUGAAAUGUGUAGUUGGAAAAUAUGGAGAAAACUGCACCAUUAGUUGUCCUAAUGUAUGCAAGGGUGGAAAUUGUACGAGAGGCGGAGUAUGCAUUGAAUGCAACACUGGAUAUUACGGCGAACAAUGCAAGGAUAUGUGUUCUAAGGGUUGCAAUAAUGAAGAUUGUAAUAGAAAUGGGACAUGUGCAUGUAAUGAUAAUUUUACAGGUACAAAAUGCAACGAAUGUGUUGAAGAUAAAUAUGGGGACAAUUGCCAACAUCAAUGCAGUGUCGGUUGUUCUACAUUGUCCUGUGGCAAAGAAGACGGAUCAUGCCUUCGUGGAUGUAAAGAUGGAUUCUAUGGCAUGAAUUGUUCUCAGAAAUGUACCGAUAUUGAAAAUGGGUGUUUGAAAUGUAGCCAGCUUAAUGGGACGUGUUUGAUGUGUAACACAGGAUUUUACUCGAAUGAAAAUGGAGAUUGCACUACUUGCAAUAGUAACUGUAAUAGUGGACAGUGUAAUCCAGAAACAGGCAGAUGUAUAAAAGGCUGUAGAGAAGGCUUCUGGGGAGACAAGUGUGACGUCAAUUGUAGUUCUAAUUGUGAAACAUGUGAGCAAGGCUCAGGCUUCUGUGAUUCAUGUCGAGACCAAACAGUUCAUGGACUUUAUUGUAACGAAUCAUGCAUCUCAUCUUGCUACGAAAGAAAAUGUGAUCAAGGUAAUGGUCAUUGUUCGAAUGGAUGUAAUGGGGAUUUUUUCGGCAAUAUGUGUCAGUUUAAUUGCCCUGUAAAUUGUCAGCAACGUGGAGCCGACACGAGAUGUACAGCUGAUGGUAUAUGCAAAUAUAGCUGCGUCGAUGGCUAUGAAGGCGAUGACUGCUCAAAUGCUGUAAAAUCACAAGGAGCAGCUAUUGCUGGAGGAGUUAGUGGUGGUGUUGUAGUCAUUAUUGGCGUCCUCGUUGCGUUAUUCUUCUUUCGACGAAGCAAAAACAAGCCAAAUGGUAAUACAACGUUCCAGGCUUACACAACUGAAGAGAACAAAGAAGCGAACAAACGAACACACUAUAAUGAAGGACAGCUCAAGAGAGAAUCUACAAAUUCAAAUCCAGCAGGUACUAGAUCGCCAGCAAACAAACCCACUUCUCAAGAGCUACACACAUCGGCGUAUAUGGUAACCGCAUCUGAACACGAGAUUGACUUAGAAAUAGCUGUCUGUAUCGGAAAUGAAUUUAUGGUUAUUUCAGAUGCCAAUCACGAUGAAGAAAACACUACGGGUGUAUAUUGCAAUAACUCGGUCGCUUUGCAAAACUCUAAAAUUUCUGUUAACGUCCUUGUGCAAUUUAUUGAUUCAUUGACAGAAGAUGAUACAAGAGCUGUAUUUGAGAAAUUUCCGCAAGGACUCAUUAAGCCGUAUGUUCACUCCCAAAGAAGUGAAAACAUGCCAAGGAACAGAUACAAGGGAAUUUAUCCAUAUGAUGACAGCAGAGUUAAGUUUCAAGAUGGACAUUCCGACUACAUCAAUGCAAGCUAUAUUGAUGGUUACAAAAGGAGGAAAGAGUACAUCGCUACCUUAGGGCCCAUGUCGCAACAACUGGGAGAUGAAUUCGAACCUUUCUGGCGGAUGGUGUGGCAACAGAAAGUCGAGAAGAUUGUCAUGGUCACGAACUUGAUUGAAAAUGCGUCGCCUAAAUGCGAACAGUAUUGGCCAAACGUUGGUACUAGCAAGAUGUAUGGAGAGUUCAAAAUCACGUGUCAUUCGGAGGACAUGUAUGCGGAGUUUACAAGAAGAGCUCUUACAGUUAAAAGGUUCUCUGAAGAAAGAACCCUGUACCAUCUGCAUUUCACUUGUUGGCCGGACAAAGGCAUUCCAGACGAUGUCACAGCAAUCAUUGAGUUCAGACAAAGAGUACUAAAUACUCCUAUUUCAUAUAAAGGACCUACGGUAGUCCAUUGCAGUGCUGGUGUAGGACGAACGGGCACAUACAUUGCUCUGGACAUCCUGACGAGGGAGGGUGAAGCUGAACAAGCGGUUGAUAUCCCUGGAUGCGUGGUCAACAUGCGGCAGAAUAGGCCGAACAUGAUACAGACUUGUGAGCAGUAUCAAUAUCUCCAAAAGGCCGUUGUGUAUUCCCUGACUUUCAAUUGUACACCGAUCAAGGCCGAACACUUUCAGCAGUACAUGAAGACAACAAAAAGAACUGACCUAAACAGGCAAUUUCAGCAACUUCAGCACACCGUUGAACAGCGAUCGGAACAGGAAGCAAACGCAGUCGUAAGAAACAAACAGCACUUGGCUAAAAACCGGGCUAAUGCAGAUAUACCGGGUGAUGAAAACCGACCAAGACUCCACUUAGGGUUGGCAACAGGAUCUUCUGAUUACAUCAAUGCUGUGUACAUACAUAGUUUCAAAGAAAAACGCCGAUUUCUGGUUGCACAGACCCCAUUGCCAGAGACCGUUACUGACUUUCUGACAUUGGUUGUCCAAGAAAACUGUUCCUGUAUUGUCAGCUUGGAACCAGACAUGGACAAACAACGGAAUGUUGGAAUUUACUACCCAGCGGAAAAUAUGCAGGCGCUACAGAAGGGGUCAUUUGAAGUCAGCUCCUCACGUGAAACGAGGAAACCACAUUAUGCAAUGAGAAACCUUACGAUACGACAUAAGAGAGCGACAGGGCGCCCUUCUGAGAAAACUCUGUCGCAUAUGCAGUUCACUGAGUGGGAUGAAGUGAAGAAUAUCCCUCGUUCUAUUGAACACUUCCUGACCUUUCUAAAUGACGUGGAGGAAAAAGGAAACAAAGAUGGACCGAUACUUCUUCAUUGUUUUGAUGGGGCAGGUAGAACGGGUCUGUUCUGUGUGGUGGCACUCCUGCUGCAGAAAAUGGCAAUAGAACACGAAGUUAGUGUUCUUAAUGCUGUCAGGAAAGUCAAGGCCAUGCGACGACUAGCCAUUCCAAAUUUGGACCAAUUCAUCUUCUGCCAUGAGAGCGUCCUCGAAUAUUUGCGAGCCUUUGACAAGGAUGUGUAUUCUAACUUCGCUUGUUCGAACGUGUAGAGAUCAUGGCUUAUAAAUACAUCGAUAACAAAAACUGUUUAUGAACGCUAUUUUCAUACAAGAAAAUACGUAUUUGCAUUUGUUUUUUCGUCUUCUUACUUAUAUAGACUCGCUCAUGUUUUUUAUUUAAAGUGCAUUUUUGUAUGACGAAAUGCUUUUCUAAUGCUUAUGCUUUUUCAGAUUCUAAGAUAAAGACAAGCUUUUACAACACUUUUACGCCACUUAGACUGUGAUCAUUUGUUAUACAUUCAGUGAUGUAUUUGACAUUUUGUUGUAGAUAUAUUAUACUUUCAUGUUCAUAUGCUUAAGCAAUGUACAACUUUCUACGUUGUGUGUUUUGUUUGAGUAACAAUCAUAAGAACACUCAAUACAUAAUUAAGGGAAAUCAAACAGCUGACAUAUUUUUAAGAAUGCCUGACUUCUAAAGAAAGCCUUUUUGAAAGAUUACUAACAGAAGUGUCGAGAAAACUUUAAGGUUACAAGAGUGCCAGAGCUUUCCUUAGGGUAUAUGUGAACGUUUAAAGGAACCCUGAAUGUUAUUCAAGAGGUGUUUAACUAUUUUGAUCUUUAUUUAUUGUGUUGAGUAUAAUUUGCUUAAGGAUCACCUAGUUUUCUUCUGACAUUUUACCGAAUGCCAUAUGGAAACUGACCAUCAUAAUAAGCGUAUUAAAACUGGUAGUUGACCGUUCGUGCGAGUAACGCAAACUUCUUGAAGAUCCACAUUUGACUGAAAAUAUAAUUCAUACUAACCUCGUGUAUUCAGUGUUGGGAACUAAAACAAAAGAGGAGAAAGGUUUUAUAUACGCUAAUGGUUUCAUACACAACCAUGAAUUUAAAUUUGUAAAACAGUAUAUUAACCAGAUUCAAUGUGAAGCUGUCGCAUAGAAACAAUGCAAAUAACCCAGUAACAAUACGUUUGUUUUGAAAUGUGUUAAGAUCAUCUUUUUUCUACUGUGUAAAAUUUAUUUAAGAUGACAUCCGCAUACUCCAAGAUUGGCCUUAUGAAGGAUUGACAAAUACCCUCCAGAGGCGCCUAUAAAGUUGAUAGCGUAGACGUUUCAUGAUGUUAACUCUAGACGAAGCUUUGUCUUUGAUAUAAUUAGUUUAAACAUAUUUUAUUGCAUGACAAUACAUUUACACAUUAUAUGAUGAUGAUAACAACAACGAAACAGAAACAGUGCAAUGUAACAAAGCUUGCGUUCAUAUAAAAAGGACAUGCAAAGGGAUUGGGCCACGAGUUUUUCCAACAUCAGUUACGGUCCUUUCCCAAAAUGGCAUAUGAAAAUGAUAACGUUGUCACAUAAACUAUGAAACCAAAUGUAAUAUUUCAUGCAUUUAUGUAUUGUUCAUAUACAUAGGAAUUAGAAUAAUGUGUUAAAUAACUACGAUAAAAAAGAUUUCUAAUUGAUAAAUCGUGU